AUGAAUGACACCACAAUCAGACUUUCAAGGCCAGGAGACGUGGCUCUUGAGAACACGGUGGGCACAGUGGGGCGGGUUGGACUUUGGGAUCAGAGAGGGCUUUUCCUACGGCAACGGUUUUACGAGCGACUCCCGGCUCUCCGCGGACCCGCAGCCAAGCGCGAGCGGCCGCGGCCGCGCUGAGGCGGCCGCUGCUUCCCGCCCGCCGCCCUGCCCGGCCCGCGGGGGGCGGCCGCACGCAUGCUCGCUGCGGGUCCCGACAUGGCGGCGCCCAGCGCGGCGCUGAGGCAGCGGCGGGCGGCGGCGGCGGCGAGCGGCGGCGGCGCCCCCGAGACUCCGGGGCGGGCGGCGGGCCCGGAGUCGGCGGGCGGCGGGGUUGGGCCGCCGCUGUCGCCGGGUACCUUCUGGCUCACCCGCAUCGUGCUGCUGCGCGCCGUAGCGCUGCUGUACCUUGUGGCCUUCCUGGUGGCGUACCAUCAAAACAAGCAGCUGAUAGGAGAGAAGGGGCUGCUCCCAUGUAAACUAUACCUGCAGAAUGUCAAAAAGUAUUUCAAAGGGAAGAUAAACCUGGAUGCCCUCAGCUAUGCCCCAACAAUCAUCUGGUUUCUGGACUGGUCAGAUAUGGACAGCGUCUUGGACUACAUCUCCAUGCUUGGUCUGGUGAUUUCAGCCUUUGUGUUGAUAACUGGAUGUGCAAACAUGGUCCUCAUGGCUGUCCUGUGGAUCCUCUACCUCUCAUUGGUCAAUGUUGGACAGAUCUGGUAUUCCUUUGGAUGGGAAUCACAGCUCCUGGAGACUGGUUUCCUGGGGAUGUUCCUCUGCCCACUCUGGACCCUGUCCCGGCUGCCCCGUUCCACACCUCCAUCCAGCAUCGUCAUCUGGGGCUUCCGCUGGCUGAUCUUCAGGAUCAUGCUGGGAGCAGGAUUGAUUAAAAUUCGAGGGGAUCACUGCUGGAGAGACUUAACUUGCAUGAAUUAUCACUAUGAGACCCAGCCGGUGCCCAACCCCAUCGCCUACUUCAUGCACCGCUCACCAGGCUGGUUUCAUCAGUUUGAGACCCUCUUCAACCACUUCAUCGAGCUGGUGGUGCCCUUUUUCAUCUUCAUGGGACGAAGGAUGUGCAUGGUGCACGGCGUUCUGCAGAUCCUUUUCCAGGUGCUGCUGAUCAUCAGUGGGAACCUGAGCUUCCUCAACUGGCUGACCAUUGUGCCCAGCAUCGCCUGCUUCGAUGACCGCAGCCUGGCCUUCCUGUUCAGGCGUGGGGGGGUGAAGGAGCGUGUGCUGCAGCUGCAGGGCAGCAGUGAGCAGCCCCCCGCAGGGCUAGGACGCCACAUCCGCAGGGUGGUGAACAUCUCCUUUGGGCUCCUGAUCGCCUACCUCAGCGUGCCUGUCGUCAUCAACCUGCUCAGCUCCAGACAGGUUAUGAAUACAUCCUUCAACCCCCUCAGGAUAGUCAACACCUACGGAGCUUUUGGAAGCAUCACCAAGGAGAGAACUGAAGUCAUCCUUCAGGGAACGUCCAGCCCAGACCCCAACGACCCCGCUGCUGUCUGGCAGGAGUUUGAUUUCAAGUGCAAGCCUGGGGACCUGUGGCGACGGCCAUGCUUCAUCUCACCCUACCAUUACCGCCUGGACUGGCUGAUGUGGUUUGCAGCCUUCCAGACUUAUGAGCAGAAUGAGUGGAUCAUCCACCUGGCUGGGAAGCUGCUGGCUCAGGAGGAGGAGGCCCUGUCCCUGAUGGCAACAAACCCAUUCGCAGACAGGGAUCCCCCACGGUGGAUCCGAGGGGAACAUUUCAAGUACAAAUUCAGCCAGCCUGGAGGAGCGCAUGCUGCAAAGGGCAAGUGGUGGAUUCGGAAGAGGAUCGGCCCCUACUUCCCUCCUGUCAACCUCCAGGGCCUGAGGAAGUUUUAUGAAGACAGAAAUUGGCCGUACCCAGUGCGGGACUGAUGGAGGGAAGUGAGACAGGUCCAGAGUGACCAGCUGGAAGAGCCGUCAGCUCCCUUAUAAAUCACACUUCUUCCCUAUCUCUGUAUUUUUUUUACAUAUCCUUGUUUACACAUAUUUUACAGGAGGUUUCCAGACAACCUGUCCACCUGCUGCUGUGGUCUGGUUUUUCUCAUCUUUCUUUUCCUUUCUGUUUGUCUUUCUCCUCGUGGCCUUGCCUGAUGAUUGAUUUCUUUUGUCAGGCUGCUCCAUUAGAAAAUCAUCAGCUCUAGAGUCAGGAAAAAGAUGAACAAAUACUAAGUCAAGUUAAUAUGUCCAAUUUGACACAUUUCAGAUUUGCAACAAGCAUUUGUGAAGUGGAUUUUAAUACUUCUGCUGAUGCUGGAAUUUCACUUUAUUGCCAGACAGACCCAAAAUGGACAAAAAUUAUCAAAUGUAUGUUAGGGGGAAAGGUUAGGUAAAAGUAAACCCUCCCUCCCCUUUCUCAGUGCUGUCUACUUUACAAAAAGCUCUCAGGGCCACGCUCAAGACUCAUACAGAUGUAAAUCUGUGCAUUUUAAGACACUUCUUGCACUGAUGGGGAUUUCAGUGUGAAUGUAGACAGUGAAGCAGCCAGAGGAGCAGUUCCCUUUGCAAUGCACCUCGCUUAGAGGAGGCACUGGGCUGGCACAGGGCACUUCACCAUGGCAUCCCACCUCAUCCUACCCUGUCCCAUCCUCAUCCAUGCUCAUGCCCAUCCCAUCUCAAAAUAUCCCAUUCCUUUUCCAACCCAUUUCAAACCAUCCAGUCGCAGUUUCCACAUGUGCACAGAGCUCACACCAGCCUCAGGCAAUUCACUGAGCCAUUAAAGCUGCUUUCUUCCAGAUAUUCCUGUCCUUGGGAAGGUCCUGCUCAGCACUCCCUGAUCACAAGGCAGCAGUCCGCAUCUGGGUUGUGCAGCACAGAGGGAACUGUCCCUGGGCUGGGGGAAUCCUGUGUGGGACAGAUGGGGCGAUCCUGCAUUCCCCAUUCUUUGCUCCUGAGCGUGCCCUGCUCGUGGUUUGUGUUUCAUGUCACCCCCAAUGGUCUGACCGUGUGGGUGCAACUCGGUGAGCCCACACCAGGGAAAUGGGGGGGAAGAUGGGAACAAGCAGAGCGCGGACAGCUGGAAGCGACGGGUUGUGGCAAUAAUUGCUUUCUUGUUAGCACAUUUUGCUGCAGACACUUCUUCCCAAAGGGAAAAAAAAAAGUUCAAAGUGACGUGCGCAACGCAUAAAACCUCUAGCCUCGGGAUUGCCUGCAGAAAAACCACAGGUCUGCUGAGAAACCCAAAAUAGCUCCGUGCUGUGUGGGCUCCGUGAGUCAGCGGCUCUGGCCCGGGACAAGCACAGCCCUGUGCAGCCCGCAGCGCCCGGCCGGGCCCAGGCUGGCUGUGAGACAGGGCCUGCUUUUAGGAGGCGGCUGGAGUCGCUGAGUCUGCCGCCAGCUCCGCCGCGCUCAAACGGGUUUUGUUUGAGUAGGUCCCGGCCUGGCAGCGCGGCCGCGCUGGGCUGCUUUUCCUGUUUGCUUAGCCCGGGGCUUCAUAACGGGCCCUUUCUCUCGUUCUGGGUGCUGACGGAGCUCGGGGCCCGGCUGUGUUGUGCUCGGGGAGCAGCCUGUGGCCUGCAUGGCCUGUGUGCCUGGAGCUGCACAGCCUGUGCCUAUGGGUCAGGGUUGUGGCAGGACACAAAGAGGCUUUCAGCCACCCGGCUCGGGUCAGCACAAACCAUGGGCAAAGGGAUGAGCGUGGCUCUGAAAUAGGUCGGUGCUCAUAUGGCCAACAUGAAGGCCAUGGGGGGACUGAUGGCGGCUCUGUCCCUGAGCUCAUUUGAUCCAGACCAGUCUGUCCCCCCCCCGACACAAGAAGCUCAGCAUUGUGGCCAAAUGCAGUUUGGAAGGAAAAACAUCAGAAAAGAAACCUGCAGGCAAGCCUGACCCACAUGCCAGGACAAGGCAGAGGGGUGGCUGCACAGGUUGUGGCUGCAGGCUCACUGCAUCACGCAUUUCUGUCCGCUUUUGGACCACGUGUACUGAACAGGCACUACCCAGCACAUAGAUCUGAAAAAAGGGAACCUCACUCAUCUUUACUUCUUAUCUAACAGUGUUAAAAAUUGAAGCAGCAUCUUGUGGUGUGUGCCCAGACAUGCCUCGCUGAGCCCCAGUACCAACAGUGACUGAAAUGGUGAGGCUGUGAGGACAGCUCAUGCAGCGGGGACACCACGUGCUCCCACCUCCCCGUGUCACCAAGGGGAGCACAACACUGCAGCAGGUCCCACCCCACCCAGCAGUCCCUUGCAGCUGGCACUGGUCGGGGUUAUGACUGUGGAGGUGCACAGCCCAUUGCUCAGUGCUUGGAGCCAUGUAUAGCACUUUCCGAACAGCAAAUAAUGUUCAGUUGCGUUUUCCUAAAUAUUUGCCCCAGUUAUUCCUCUGCAAACAAUAGGGAGAACAUUUUGUAUGGAUUACUGCGCAGAAAGACAGGUGAGUGCUGAUACACUGUGUGUCACUCUCAGCAUCACCCCCCCGCCACAGCAACGGGGCUGAGGGCAGUGAUGUGCACUGCAUUUGUUUGUGAGGUCAGGGUGAUGGAGGAUGUUUCGCAUCCAUCAGUGCUUGCUGUAGCUAAUGGCCCUCCAGAAGGCACUGAGCUUUUUGCCUGGGAGCUGCCAACACAGCAGAGCUUCCUGUGGAGCAUCCCUGUGUCCUGUGCAAGCACAGGAGCUGCCUGCACUACCUCCCUGCCAGGUGUUACUUGAAGCAUUUCACCUUUUGUUUUCCUAGCUCUCACAUGGCUUAAAUUCAGCACUGGGGCUGAACACUCAGGGAUCGGCUGGAGCCCAUCCUAUCUUAGGGGCCUCAGGCAGCCAAUGGCCACUGUGUUCAUGGCAGCAUUUUGGGGAGGUGGGGACACCUGGAGCCCACAGUGGCUGCACUGGCAUCAAGCCUGAUCUAUGCCUAUCUCCGGCCAUUGGAGAUCCCUUGACAUGGCUGCAGCCAUCGGUGCUCCCUCCUCAUUCAAUCCACCCAAAGCUUCCUUUUUUUUUCUAAAAGCCCCGUACUGCCCCAGCCCUGCUGGCUGCUUCCCCUCCACGCUGGCCCUAAUGCAAACAAGCUGCAUGAGCAGGGUCGGUCCGUCCCGGUGAGUGACGAUGCGAGGGCGCAGGGACGCAGCAGCUCCGCACUGCAGCCACUCGCUGGCAGCACGCGGGGUGCCCCCCGCCCCGCUUUAAUUAAUUUCUUUUGGUUUCCAACCUCUGGGUCAGGGAUAAUGGAACCCAGACCGUCAUUUACAUUCCUGUUUGCUGUGCAUUGUGCUGUUUAAAGGGGUUUUUUCUUUUUCUUUUUUUUUUUUUUUAAUCUAAAAUUCUCGCUCCACGCCGCAGCACUGGCUGGAAGAUAAUAUACAUUCAAAGGCAGCGAGGAAGGUGCAGGCAGGGGAUUAAAUUAGAAACGUUUCCCUUGGACAAAACUUUUUAAAAGAAAAGAAACAAUUAUUUUGAGGGGGUUAGGAAAUCGGAACCACAUUGUGUUAUCUGUUGACUGGAAGUUUUCUUGGAGAGGUUUUUUUCUUUCCUUGAGCUAUGUGCUGGACACAAAGCUUUGUGGCAUUCCCACAUCAGCACACCGUAAAUCCAUUUUGAGAGAGAAUUCUGAGCCCGCUGCUGCCAGGUCCUUUGGGUGCUGCUGGGGAUGGGCAGGAGACUACAACCUCAUGGCCUCAGGAUUAGGAUCUGGACAAUAAUACAUGGCAGCUCCUGGCUGCCCCCACAGCUCUGUUGGCUUUGCUGUGCUCUUCUGGCCCAUUCCCUGAUCUGGAGUUACAUCUAAUCCCAUUCCUCCCUCCUGUUCCUUCUUGAGUCGCUGGUGCAGCUGCUGCAUGCCUGUCCCAGCCUGGCAUUCUGGGGCUCCAGUGGAUAAAUCAUUCCCUGUGUAAUUUGGGAAAACCCAGCAGUGGGGCUUUCAGCAUGAGCUGAAGGUGUCCAAAGGAGGGGGACGUGGGAGGAUGGAUCAGGCUGUUUGGGGUCCCCAAAGGAAGGGAGCUCUUUGGUUGUGUUAUAGCCAUAUGAAGCUUUGGCUCAGGCUGUGUUGAAUAUAAAGCUGCAAGAGCUCUCACAUCAUUACAGAUCCCCUCCUGUCUCCAGGCCCUCCAGGAGAGCUGUCUUCUGGAGGUGAGAUGGAAACCUGUGCCAUGCGUUAACACGCAGCACUUGCCCUCCCGCAGGAAUUUCAGACAGCUGGAAAAUCUUUAAUGAUGGAUUUAUAGUUUGAAGUUCUGUCUCCAAAUAUAAGAAAGGUUGCUUUGGAGGACAGCUGAGCUCUCUGCCCGGAUUAGCAGCACAAGGUAAUGCUGAGCACCAACUCUUUGUGCAGGGGCAGCCCUGUGCUACCUGCACUGACAGCUCCGUGCUCCAAGCAGAGCUCAUGUUCCUCCAUCAUGUAUAACUUGUGGUUAUUUGUUUUAAAGCAGCCAAGCUACACUGCAGUCUAUGAGAUCCUACAGAAAAUCAGUCUAUCGGCACACCUCCCCUGCUCCAAUCUGCCUUUAGAAGCUGGCUUUGCUUUAACACAUAUUAAAGGAAAGAGCUUUUUUCCUUCCCAGUAGAUUAAGUUUGGCUAAACAAUUCAGUGUGAACUGCUGGGCAUGAGGCAGAACCUGUAGGCUAAAUUACCCAGCUGCUAUAAGUUUAGAGCAGCAUGGGAUGAAUUUCAGGAUCGUAUAUUAGUUUUCAUUUAAUCUGAUUAUUCUGGGUCUGGAGUUCCUGGAGGGUCUUCAGGUUAUUGUCAGUCAAAAGAAUCUUUAAAAGCUUCCAUUUGCGCUAAACUUUUCCCAUUAGAAAUCUAUUUUCAUUAUGGAUCAAUUUUUAUUUUAAUGAAAAAAUUAUUUCUCCACCUCCCCACCCCCUGACUUUUCCAGACAAGAUUAAAAAUGAAGCAGGGAGGGUUUCUUUGUGCCUUCUGUCAGUCAGGGGCUGGGAGGGUUGUGGGGACUUGCCACUCAAAAUGCCACAAUUUUAGGGAAAAGGCAACUUUCUGGCUUCUAGAAAUAACCCCCAAACCCACAUUGUUUGUGCAGGAUUUCGUAUGGGUUGUGCCAACCUGAACCCUCUGGACUCCCUGUACCCUCAUGCAGCUCUGCUUGGCAAUCCCAUCAUGGAGACAUGUGGGGACCGUGAGGGGACACCCAGCUGUCUCCAUGUCCCAUUGCCUCACAUGUGACUGCCAAAAACGCUCUGCAGGGUCAGGUUUUUGCAGGAGGGCAAUGGGGAGGAGGGAGCUGGCUGCAGAGCCGCAUGUUCUCCUCAGCACUGGGGUUUCUGCCAUCCUGGUGCCCUGUCCUUCCAGGGGCACCUGGCACGGGGCAGCCCUGGACAUGUGGCAUCAGUGCUGCCGGAGCCAGGCUGUGUUCCAGCAGUGCCUCAGUUUCCCUUUAUAGCUGAUGGCAGACCCUGUGCUCUCCACAGCAAUACUGCAGACAGGCAUCUGGUUUUGUAGGGGGGGUUUUGGGGCUGUUCUCUUAGCAGCAAAGCACUCAACCAACGACCUGCAACUCCCCCAUCCUCUGCAGCCUCCGGUUUCCUCCCUGCAGAGCAGCCGUCGGGACGUGCGCUCAUGCCCACAGUGGAUGUGCAGCAGCUGUGGGAUGCAGUGCUGCCCCACACACCGCUCCCCCCAUUUCCUCUGCAGUAGCUGCUCGGGAUAAGCUUGCAUGUCGCUGAGCUUUUCCACGUGUGUUAACUAUUGCUGAGACAAUUACGUUAAAAUCACACCACCUGCAAGCGGUUAGUUAGAAUAAUAAAUAAGUGAUAGAUUAUCAAAUAAAGCGUUCGCUUCGGAUGAGGUCAUCCCAGCACCAUGUCGUGAGUCUCGGCGGGUUUGCAGCCUGCUUUCCUGCCGCCAAUCGACCAAAUCGCUCUUGUAUCAGUCAAUAAAAGCGUUGUAGAGAUUAAAGAAUCAAUUAGGCAUUAGCCGAAGGGGCAAAAGCAUAACCCAAACAUGCUGAUAAAAUCCAGUAGGUGAUUAUGGGAAUGGUUCCUAUUUCAUUUUACUUUAGAAGGAAAUAAUUGCUCGUUACCGAACACGGAGCAGCCAGGCCGGGUGCUUUUCCAGCUUUAUGGGGAAGCAGGAGGAAGCCCUGGUGCUGGGCUGACAGACGCAGAGGCACGCCACGCUUUAGGGCUGAAUGUGCAUGUUUUGCCUCUUGCUUUGAGGAGAGCCAUUUUAGCCCUGAAAGGGGACAAUGGGGCUGAGUCUGUCAUUUGGUGCAGUCUGGGGAGCUCAGUGCCACAGCCAUGCAUUGCCCACUCGAGGCAGAGGGCCCAGGCACAUAUUUGCAGAUGGAUUUCAGGAGCACAAGCAUGAGGGCUGCUGCCAGCAGCUGCACCCUGCAGUGCACAGGAGCAAAUAGAUCUGUAUGCACCGUGUCUGGCCGAUAUCUGCUCUUUGUACAUGCACAAACUUUGAUUAACCAAGCAAAAUCCAGUCAGCUGAAAAAGCAUUUAGGGAUGUAUAUGCUUAACUCCUUCCCAAUAUUCCCGGUGACAAAACAUCUGGGCAGGCGGCUCGCAGUGGGAAUUGGGUCGGCUUGUGGUGGCCAUUCUGAAGUCAUGGGAAGGGGCUGUGUGGGAAUGUGAGGUCUCCACGCUGCAGCUUUUGACCCAGUUUUGCUGCCAAAAGGGGAUGUUCAGGUUGGAUAAGAGGAACAAUUUCUUCUUUGAAAGAGCAGUCAUGCACUGGCACUG
Molecule: messenger RNA, 8705 nt
Organism: Phasianus colchicus (ring-necked pheasant)
Lineage: Eukaryota; Metazoa; Chordata; Aves; Galliformes; Phasianidae
Gene: LMF1
Product: lipase maturation factor 1
Biological process (GO): protein maturation
Cellular component (GO): endoplasmic reticulum membrane
Source: RefSeq, a predicted model, not a curated record